AUGAUGAUGAUGAUGAUGUCUGGAUGGGGGAGGUUGACGAAACGCAGGGGCGUGACACGCACGCCUCGUUCUGAAGCGGCGCUCGCUCGCUCGAAUACGGGAGAAUGGGAGAGAGAGACACACCGAAGGGGAGAGAGAGACACACAGAAGGGGAGGGAGGAGGAACUUGAAGGAAAAAAGUUAAAAUAAAAAUGGCUUCCUUGUCUUUGGAGUCCUCAGAACAAACUGAAAACGGCCCGAAGGAGUCCACGCAAGACGAAGCUAAAGUGAAAGAGGAGACGGAUCCAGAUCCGGAUCCGGACGAAGUUUCGGAACAACUGCUCCAAAGCUUCCAGAACUCGGCGCUCAGUUUUUCCACCGAUCAAGUCGCGUGUCUGUGCGAAGCGCUCCUGCAAGCGGGCAAUGUGGAUCGCCUGUGGAGAUUCCUCGCCACCAUCCCUCCUUCGGCAGAUCUGCUACGUGGCAACGAGACCCUGCUGAAGGCCCAGGCUCUGGUCGCUUUUCACCGGGAGGAAUUCAAAGAAUUGUACGCCAUCCUAGACAGUCAUGACUUCCACCCGAGUAACCAUGGGUUCCUUCAAGACCUCUACUUGAAGGCGCGCUACAAGGAGGCUGAGAGGACCCGGGGUCGCAGUCUGGGCGCCGUUGACAAAUAUCGACUGCGCAAAAAGUUUCCUUUGCCCAAAACCAUUUGGGACGGAGAGGAGACCGUGUACUGCUUCAAGGAGAAGUCGCGCAACGCUCUGAAGGAAUGCUACAAGAUCAACAGGUAUCCCACUCCGGUCGAGAAGAAGAAUUUAGCCAAAGUUACCGGACUUUCUUUGACUCAAGUGAGCAACUGGUUCAAGAAUCGCCGACAGAGGGACCGGACCCCGUCCGGCACCAACAGCAAAAGUGAAUCUGAUGGGAACCACAGCACAGAAGAUGAAGCCAGCAAAGGAGAUCUGGAGGAUAUCACUGACAAACCUGCUGCUCUAGAGACAGGCAGCUCCAAUGCUUCUCUUAUAUCCCUCACUAGUGCUCCUUGCAGUACUGGUCAGCUUAUUCUCAACAGCACCGGGGGAUUCCUCACAAGCUCUCAUCCACUGCUGCUCAAUGGGAGCCCUAUACUCUCAGGGGCAGGAACCGGGGUCAUCAUUAAUGGGUUGACACUGAGCGAUGGCCACACGGUCACUCUGAGUCCUGUUACAGCUAAUGCACCAUUGCUACUUAAUGGGGCUCAAGUAAUCUCCAAAGAUGAAAGAGGCAUCAUUGAUAUGGAGGCCCAAGGCAGCCUGCCCACUGUGGUUCUGAAUCCACAAGCCAAUCUAACCAGCACAAUACCUCUCUCUCUUAGCGAGGACGCCAAAACAGCCAGCAGCAAUAUUUCUCCGCUGGAUUUCAUCAGUUUUCCAGAAGCCUUGAAGAAUCCUGAUAAAAAUCAGUCAGUGCCUACAAACUCUAUGUCCUCGUCCACCAUCUCUACUUCUGUCAUCUCUCCCACGUCUCUUCCUUCGGUGAUACUGGCCCCAAAUCGUAUUUCUGCAUCAACAACUGGCUGUGUGAGUUCAGUCAUCUCCAGUCCCAUGGUGCCAUUACAGCCAACACAUCCACCGGAAAUUGUUGUAUUAGGAAAGGCUGACCCUCACUCACCAACUUGCAGCUCUGUCUCCAGCCCUCAGGUGCUGUCUUUACCCCAGGUUGUACCAUCGAUACAGGGCGUUCCAGUUUCUCAACUGAUGCAGCCUACAUCUGGAGCCACAGUGUCAUCUUGCCCCCAGCUUGUUCCAGUCUCCCCGGUCAAUCCACAAUUACCCCAAGUCUCCAUUUCUCAGUUUCAGACCCAAACCUUGCACAUUGGUCCAAGAUUUGCUCAAGCUCAGCAUCAAAAUGGCUCCACCACACUAAUCACCAGUAGUGCUUUAUCGCUCCCCCAGAUGGCUGAUGGACAUGUUACACAAGUGCUUACACCUCAGCUAGGAGAUGAAUCUACUUCAGCCACCCUUCAACAGAUACAGACCUCUAUGGGGACGCAAGUCAUUCCCAUCUCCUCCCCGACUCAAGUUGUUCCCAUAUCCCAACCCAAAGACUUAGGCCAACCUCAGCUGGUCCCCCUGUCACUGCCUCAACUUAUGCCUGUGACAUCUAUUGCGGGAACUCCAACUGGAACCCUUUCCUUCCCUCAGGUGGUCCCAGCAACACCAUCUCUUUCCAUCCCGUCCCCAGGAGGUGCUUUUCAGAUUUUGACAUCUGGAGCUGGAACAGGAUUGAGUGUUGCCCAGGGACCGAUACGCCUUAGCCCAAUAGGGCCUCCUCAGAGUGUCCCUACUGGAACCAUCCCGGGUGUUCAGCUUCUCAACUCUGGGGUGAUUCAGCUUCCGUCUGCCUCUCCAGGCAACUUCCUCUUAGCCGGUGGCAUCGGGGGCAGUCCCAUCCUAAGUGUUCAAAACGGCAAACUCAUCCUUACUAUCCCAGCUGGCAUCCAGUUUGCCAGCAUGCCUGUCAAGUCCGUCCCAGACAAUUUGGUAUCAAGCAACAGCACCUUUGAUCCUCAAACCUCAGCUGUACAUCCACUCGAGAAUCAACCAGCACCUUUACUCACGGCUCAAACCUUAAAUUCACUACAACCAUCUCCUUUGGGAUUUGUUGGGUCCUCUACACUUUACUGCAGCCCUGAGCCAGGGACCAUUGCCAACCCAACCCCAGGAGCCUCUCCGAACACCCCAGACUCAUCCAGCACUCCCACUCCUACAGGCAUCCUACAAUCCCAGCAGACCCUUAGCCCUGAUACCAUGCUGCCACUCAGUCCAAUCUGUAGCGGUGUGGCAUCUGGGCCCCACCUUUCCCAGCCGGUCUGGAGCCCUGUCCCACUGUCUUCCUCUGCUGGUCUGACAUUAUUUGACAUGCGUGGGAAAGGGGAUCUUCCAGAGGACCCCGCUUUGUUGGGCCUGCCAGGAGGAGAGUCCCUCCUGUUGGGCACUCCUCCUCCGGGUGAGGACGUAGAGAGAGAUUCUCAGCUGGAUGAAGUGGAGGACAUGGACGGGGACUCGAAAAUUCUUACACAACUGCAGUCUGUCCCUGUGGAUGAUGACCUGGGCUUGUAAU
Messenger RNA from Rhinichthys klamathensis goyatoka, 3084 nucleotides. RefSeq names its product SIX homeobox 5 (gene six5). The record is from RefSeq and is a predicted model, not a curated record. Gene Ontology annotation, molecular function: DNA-binding transcription factor activity, RNA polymerase II-specific; RNA polymerase II cis-regulatory region sequence-specific DNA binding. Gene Ontology annotation, biological process: regulation of transcription by RNA polymerase II. NCBI's taxonomy places the organism in Eukaryota, Metazoa, Chordata, Actinopteri, Cypriniformes, Leuciscidae. Gene Ontology annotation, cellular component: nucleus; transcription regulator complex. The transcript has 3 exons. Bases 192 to 3083 code for a protein of 963 amino acids.